Molecule: messenger RNA, 1485 nt
Organism: Ictalurus punctatus (channel catfish)
Lineage: Eukaryota; Metazoa; Chordata; Actinopteri; Siluriformes; Ictaluridae
Exons: 6
Coding region: 160-1119 (319 amino acids)
Source: RefSeq, a predicted model, not a curated record
UGAUGCUAAAGAAAGGUUUGCAUAAGAAAUCUGAAAUGUGAAGAUGUUCCUACCCAGAUACGAUUUACAGAACAUCACUUGCAGCAAAGAUCAGAAACGUACAGAGCUACUGAAGAAGCAACAGCCUUCAAAUCUUCCCUUCACAGCUACUUGUCCAUCAUGAAGAUAACUCUUUUUCUUUUGUGUCUCACUGGUAUAGUGCCAUUCACCCUGUCCACCGUCGCUCACAAGUUCCAUCUGAUCAUGACACCGAUGACGUGGUCAGCAGCUCAGAAUUACUGCAGAGAAACAUAUGAUGACCUGGCUACAAUGCAAAUUUAUUUUGAUUGGUUAAGGAUCUCAGCAGAAGCAGUGAGAAAGUUUAUGAUUUUCCCUGCCUGGAUCGGGCUAUAUGAAAACGUGGACGUCUGGCGCUGGUCCUAUAACAACCUCCCGCUGGAGAAUACACCUCUGAGGAACUGGUAUGCUUUUGAUGAGCCUUCAGCGAAUGGAAUUGAAGCAUGUGGUGCAAUUGAUUACCGUGGAUACUGGUUCGAUUUUCCCUGCACACACCUGAAAUCCUUUAUCUGCUACGAUUCUAGAUUCAGUGGUUUUGCCAGAUUCAUCCCCUACAUCCUUCCUCUUCUAGACUGGUUUGGAGCUCAGGCUUUCUGCAGACUUUUUCACACUGAUUUGGCCACCGCUGCCAGCUCAACGGACAACGAUGAAUUAAAGAAUCGAGUGUUAUUCCUGACCUCUUCUUGGUUUGGCCUGUUUAGAGGCACCUGGACAUGGUCGGAUGGAGCUAUAGCUUCAAACAUCGCGUGGGCUCCUUUCCAGCCGGAUCACUCUGGCACGAAGUACUGCGGGACGUAUGCUGUAGGACUGAUCAGUGAUGACACCUGCAGCAAUGAACAUGCUUUCUUUUGUCAAUCCACUCCACCAGUGAGGCAACAGCAGAUACUGAAACUGCAGGUGAAGUCUGAUGGGAGUGUUCUUGAUCCUGAUGUGCAGUCGUCCAUUUUACUGCAGAUCAAGCAGAAGCUGAGAGAAAACGGCAUGUCGGAGAACACCACGGUGACCUGGAGGGUUCAGUCAGACGGAAACAUCUUCUACAAGGAGAAAAAGCGUGGCCCGUAACAUCUAAAUGCUCACUCUGUAGUUAACAUUUACUCCAAAGCUCAAAUAAUGUCAACUACAAUCUAACUGCAAUCUUAAUGAAUAGAAUAGAAAAAUGUUCAAAACAAUUUGACAUUGUAGUAUAGUGUAACCUGUUACGCCUUUCUAAUGGCUCUGUUUGAAUAGAUGGUUUAUACAUAACUACAUUACUGUGCUGUGAUCAUUAGGAGGUCGGUAGAAUUUUUUUAGCCUGGGAGGUGGACCUGUAAAGUUUGAGAAUGUAAUAAGCAUCAUAUUCAGUUCAAUUAUUAGAAAUGUUUUAUUAAAAAGAUUGUACUAACCGUUAAUGUUCUGUUUACAUCAUUAAAUAAAAUACAUUUUAAUUGA